This is a messenger RNA of Miscanthus lutarioriparius, 591 nucleotides long. The record is from the annotation of a GenBank genome assembly. NCBI's taxonomy places the organism in Eukaryota, Viridiplantae, Streptophyta, Magnoliopsida, Poales, Poaceae.
AUGGGUCAGGAGGCCGUGGCAGCGAACGGCACCGCCUCCACCGCCGGCGGCGGCCGCGCCAGGCCGCACGCCGUGGUGAUGCCGUACCCGCUGCAGGGCCACGUCAUCCCGGCGGUGCACCUGGCGCUGCGGCUGGCGGAGCGCGGGUUCGCGGUCACCUUCGUCAACACGGAGUCCGUGCACCACCAGAUCGGCGCCGGCGGCGACAUCUUCGCCGCCGUGCGGGGGCGCGCGGGAGCGACGACGUCGACGACGACGGAGGACGGCGACCACCAGCAGGAGCUGGACGUGCGGUACGAGCUGGUGAGCGACGGCUUCCCGCUGGGCUUCGACCGCUCGCUGAACCACGACCAGUUCAUGGAGGGCGUCCUGCACGUGCUCCCGGCCCACGUCGAGGAGCUCCUCCGCCGCGUCGUCGUGGACCCGGCCACCACGCCUCGUCGUCGACACCUUCUUCGUGUGGCCGGCCAAGCUGGCGCGGAAGCUGGGCGUCCCGUACGUGUCCUUCUGGACGGAGCCGGCGCUCAUCUUCAACCUCUACUACCACAUGGACCUGCUCACCAAGCACGGUCACUUCAAAUGCAAAGGUAA